This is a messenger RNA of Trichogramma pretiosum, 2280 nucleotides long. RefSeq lists its product as uncharacterized. Lineage: Eukaryota; Metazoa; Arthropoda; Insecta; Hymenoptera; Trichogrammatidae. The transcript is spliced from 2 exons. The record is from RefSeq and is a predicted model, not a curated record. Bases 1388 to 1966 code for a protein of 192 amino acids.
UAACCAUAAAUAAAUGAAGUUUGCAAAGGGCUGAGAGGGGGCUUCAAUUUUUUAAUUUUAAUUUUUAUAUUAAUUUCCUACUUUUUUUUAUGAUUUAUUUUCAUAUAAGACUAUAACGUCGAAUAAAAUUAUUUUCUCAAACACAGGCUUUAACAUAAAGUUCUUUUAGUUAAUAACACAAAAUAUAGUUGACAUAGUAAUUAUUAUGCUAAUUAAUUUACAAUUAUCUAUUUUAUCUUUUAUAAUCGUCAUUAUAACUCGAGAAUACCACACUGAUAUACUUACUGAUAUUAUGAAAAAAUUGUAAUUAUUUUUUUCGGGUUUGCCGACACAAUACUAGAGUUUUCAUCAUAUUUUUAUUCUAAAUAAAUGCAAAAAAACUAUUAUAAUAAAUAUUUUAAUUUACAACUUUACACGAAUUUGAAUUUCGCGCUCACCGCGGGUGCUGCUUCUUACAGUUCUGAUGUAAAGACUUUCCAACCGCCGCAUUUUAUUUCUAGUUCCAUGUGCUUACAACUCGAUUAGUUCUCUCUAUUAAUAUAGAUCUCGCCAUAUGAAAGUCAUAGCAUCAGUUUCCUCGCCUCUGCCACAUGUCGAGUGUAUAGUUCAGUAUAGUUACGAUACACACAUUGCCACGCGGUUAUCUAAAAAAAUAAAUCAUCGACCGCUACGUGUAUUUCAAAAUUGGUGAAAAAAAUCAAUAUUUUAUAGUUCAAGCAAUUUUGUUUUUGUGCAUUGUGUUUGUGAGUGAAAUGUCCACGUCCUCGAACCAAUCCGGCGAAGUUUUCAAGGGAAAAGGCGGCAUACAAUUGGAAAAAUUGAAAAAAUUAAAAUGCACGUAUGACAAGGCAGACUGGUCGAUCCAAGCAUUGCGACAUGGCUUUCUCUAUCAACUCGAUAAUUUAAUCCGUAAUUGGAAGGGCCGAUAUCCAAAUCUUCGAUGCAUUUUCCGGAAUGAAGAAAUGAAUUAUUUUCUAGAGAAUUACUUUACUGACUAUUGUUGCAUCGUCAAUGAUUCUCCUCUAGGAAAACAAUUCAUUAAUUCUUCGAUUAGCAGCAAAUAUAAUUUUGCUCAAGGAAAACGAUUCAUUAAUUUUUUGAUUCGCAGCAAAUAUAAAUACGAGCCCGGCGUAGAUAAUAAAGGCGUUAAGGUGUUGCACCUAGCUUUAGAAAAAGGAUACAAAGACUGGAUCGAAUGGCUUCUGAGGUUUGGCGCCGAUCCCAAUGGCGUCAACAAGGACGGAGAGACUGCGUUACAUGUUAUUAUUCACAAACCCAACACACUUUAUGAUGAGACAUUUUUAAAAAAAUUCUUCGAAAUCAUCGACGACGAACAACUGACGUUGCAGAUCGAUGCAAAGGAUAAUUUAGGCCGAACAGCGUUGCAAUGGGCUGUGGCAACUAUUCGACCCCAGAUUUUCUCAUCGUGAUGCGUCCACCAGUAUUUGAAAAUUGGGGACAGUCGGCAUUGGUGUUUGAUAUUCUGGCCGUCGUGCAACAUCUCGAGACAAGAGGAUACGAACUGGACUCAAGCGAUGCUAUGACGAUUAUGACAUUUUUCUUUGAUCGCGGAUUGUACAAUUCGGUGACUGGAGAAAAAUAUUGGUACGAUAAAGAAGAGUUCGACAGCAAAGCAAAAGACUUAAUGAUAAACCCGGAUCUGUCUGUUCACGACCUGGUUCAGUUACGACCUAAACAGGCGGCAAAACUACUCAAAUUUGAAGACUAUAAGGACUUCGUAUUUUCGGAGAAAUUUAGGAAGCUUCCCAAAGGAUCCAUAACGGCUUAUAUCAGUAACCUUCCCCAGAUAAUAUCGAGAAAACUUUUCCUGCCAUCGGCAGUGGAGUCAUUCUUGAAACUGAUUCACUACCGACUGCCAAUACUUUGCUGUGACAUGAUCCUCGACAACCUGGGGAACGAAGAUUUAUACAAGAUUUGCUUGGCUGCUGCAAGCAAAAGUUCGUAAUUGCUCGUUAUUUUGGAUAGUAACAGAUUUUAAUUAGUACAAAAAUAAUGAUGCUAGCCAUGACUGUAACAAUGUGAAUAUAUAAUGAAUGCACAAAUGAAUGUAACAAUUGAAAAAAAAUAAAAUAAUAAUAACCAUAAUAUUACCCGAACAUAUCAGAAUUUAUGUAGCUAUGCAGAUAAAUUUAUGUACUUACAUACCCUGGUAUAAAAUUAAGCAAUCUUACUGGUUAAUUAUAGUCAACUGUUUUUAAACUGGCCAGUUGCAACUGGUCAAAAACUGCUCAAGUGUGUGCGGUCUGAUCCAGCGCGCAU